Orbilia oligospora ATCC 24927 is the source of this 1230-nucleotide messenger RNA. RefSeq lists its product as uncharacterized. Gene Ontology annotation, biological process: proteolysis. Gene Ontology annotation, molecular function: serine-type endopeptidase activity. The coding region runs from base 1 to 1230 and encodes 409 amino acids. The transcript is spliced from 2 exons. NCBI's taxonomy places the organism in Eukaryota, Fungi, Ascomycota, Orbiliomycetes, Orbiliales, Orbiliaceae. The record is from RefSeq and is a predicted model, not a curated record.
AUGCUUACGAACGGCCUCAUCUCCCUUCUAGCAAUCGCUGGCUUGGCUACCAAUGCCUUUGCUGGCCCAAUCCGCAAGGUCUCCAAUGCCGGCGCAGCUGGAGCCAUCGCUGAUAAAUACAUUGUCGUCUUGAAGAAGGGCCUCUCUGAUAGUGCCGUUUCAAAGCAUACCAAUCGCAUCUCAUCCUUCCACUCCAACGUCGCUCGAGAUCUCACAGGAGCUAGGGCCCAUGGUGUUGGAAGGAAAUUCAGAUUCUCAUCGACUGGGUUCAACGGAUACGUUGGUGGUUUUGACAAGGCAACUCUCCAGGAGAUCUUGAACUCUCCUGAGGUCGACUACGUUGAACAAGACACCGUUGUUACUACGUACGCUGAACAGACUGACUCCACCUGGGGCCUCGACCGUAUCUCCCAUGAGGAUUACUCCGCUCCAUACACUUAUGAAUACGAUGAAACUGCUGCCGGCGCUGGUACCACCGUCUACGUCAUCGAUACCGGUAUUCGCAUCUCCCACGAUGAAUUCCAAACCGUGAAUGGUUCAUCCCGAGCUACCUGGGGAUUCAACUCUGUUGACAAGACUGAUUCCGAUGGCAAUGGCCACGGUACCCACUGCGCUGGUACUAUCGCUGGAAAGACCUAUGGUGUCUCCAAGAAGGCCAAGGUUGUCGCUGUUAAGGUUCUUAGCGCUGGUGGUUCCGGUUCUACCGCUGGCGUCGUCUCUGGAAUGAACUGGGUUGCCGAAAACGCCACCCCAAACUUCUCUGUUGCUAGCAUGUCCCUUGGAGGUUCCAAAUCUGCCGCCCUCAAUACUGCCGUUGACGCUAUCUUCAAUGCCGGAAUCACCAUCGUUGUCGCUGCCGGUAACGAGAACCAGGAUGCUAAGAACGUUUCACCCGCCUCCGCCCCCAACGCUAUCACUGUUGGUGCCAUCGAUAGCAGCAACAAGAUCGCUUCCUUCUCUAACUGGGGAACUCUCAUCGAUGUCUUCGCUCCAGGUGUUGGUGUCUUGAGCUCUUGGGCUACAUCCGAUAAGGAAACCAAGACCAUCUCCGGUACCUCCAUGGCCUGCCCACACGUCGCUGGCUUGGCCGCUUACUACAUCAGCGCUUCCGAGGGUGGUGCCGAUCCAGCAACCAUCACCGAUAAGAUCACCAGCAGCGCCGUCAGUGGUCAGGUCACCGGGAACAUCCGUGGCUCUCCAAACAAGAUCGCCUACAACGGAUAUGCUUAA